This is a messenger RNA of Fusarium coffeatum, 1068 nucleotides long. RefSeq lists its product as uncharacterized. The transcript has a single exon. The record is from RefSeq and is a predicted model, not a curated record. NCBI's taxonomy places the organism in Eukaryota, Fungi, Ascomycota, Sordariomycetes, Hypocreales, Nectriaceae. The coding region runs from base 1 to 1068 and encodes 355 amino acids.
AUGCCACGCUGGAAAGCCCCUAUCCAUCACUUCUCAUACCGCGUUCUCAUAAUCCCUCCUAUUCUCCUCGCAGCGGCUACAAUCGUCGCUCUCUUCAUACAUUCAGACGUCAACGCUGCGCUUCUUUGGUCGCAAUGUCACUCCCACGCGCGCAUCCCAGGAGUCAGUCGUAUUCCAGCCAUCGGCACGCCUCUGUGCUAUCUCAUCAGCUUCUUCCGCGCCGCGCUGCAGUCGCUUCGCAGUACCGCUGUCAUGGCCGUUGUUCUGGCAUUCCUGGGCGGUCUAUUGACAGUAAGCACUGUUGAAGCGGCACGCAUUUGCAACGCGCCGAAUGUUCUUAUUGCGUAUCCUACUGGACCUUGGUUGGUGUUUGAUCUUGUGGGUGGUGCUGUUGUGUGGGAGCUUGUUAUCAUUCCUGCGUUUUUGCAUCGCGCGAGGAGUGUUUUGAAUGCGAGGCAGAGAGAUGACGGUCAUGGCGAUGUUCAUCAAAUCUUCACCAGCCGUCAUCUUCCUGAUAGUGAGCUUGUGGCUAUUCCCAUGAGCGUGGCCCUUGGCUACUUUCUGCCAUCUAUUUUGAUGCUCUUCAAAACCACCCCAGCAACCGUCGGAGUUUGGCUGUUCUUCCCGAUUUAUGUAACAAUCGUUCGUCAGACAAUCCGCAGUGUUAUCGCCGUUAUCCGAAGAGUCAGCCCUACAAACAUCCAUCUCGCAUCAAACCGACGAUCACUGUUCUUUGUUUACUUGCUCCCGAUGGUCUGCUCGAUUCUGGCCCACGUCUUCUUCAUCUGGAGUCUAACUCAACCUGAUGAUCGCAAGGAGAUGACCAGGUCGACCAUAGUCUUCAUCGAAGUUGACACGCAAUUCAUUUUCUGGACUGUUCUGUACUGGAUGUUGGUGGAGGUUGGAUGGAGAGUUCCUUUAACCACAGUUCUUACAUCUCUUCUGAUUGGUCCAGGUGCAGGAACUUGUGUUGGAUGGAUGUAUCGCGAGAAGCUGAUUCACCAUGAUGAUGAUGGAAACGAAAGUGUUGAUGAGCCAGCCGAUGAGGAGACGCCUUUGUUGCAAUGA